CCCCCGGUUAACACUGUUAGCCUGAGCCUGGAGAGCGGAGAGGAUGGACGGCCUUGGGAUUUAAUGGGCAUCAGGAAUAAGCAGUUUUCUGCUGUGCCCUCCUCCCUCGGCGACUCCCCUCCCCCCGCGCCGAGGUGGCACUGUGACAUCACAGAGAGCCUCUGCAGCCGCUUAAUCAGCAGGUGCGCGACCCCUCCCGGGCCUUGAGUUGGAGAAUAGCGAUCGGGACCUCGGUGGCCCUCUGGGAGGAGGCGUCCGCUUUGGGUGGACGACGAGAAAGCCCCCAGAGCAAUUUGGCCUCCGUUUGCCGCCGAAGGGAGAGCUCGCACUCUCUGCCCCGAAGCGGGUGGAAGAGGCCGCUCAGGAUGGCACGGUCCCGAAAGAAGUGCAUUUGCGAUCUGUGCUCCUGCGGAUGAUGUCAUACCAGGCAGGAUGGCUUGGAUUGUCACUUCUAUGAAAUAAGAAGCCUGUGGGAAUUGCAUGCCUGCAGAACUCUGCACUGAGGAUCCAUCACUGUCCACAUGUCUCCACCAAGAUUUUUAAGGAAGCAGAGGAGCCAAGCCAUAUAUCAGAAUAUCAGGAGAGCUACCUCCUUCAUCCAAGUUUUAAACCACGGGAAUCAUUCAAACCUAAAUUAAGCUACCAUAAGAAGCCAGAUCCAAUGGAAUCCCUAUCUACCACAAGGGACGAUUAUGGACUUCACAAAAUACUGCCAGUGAAAUUGAAGCCACCGGACAAGUAUUUGCCAAGUGGCAAGACCAUGGAUUUGAUUUCAACGUAUCAAGAAAGUUACUACUCUCAUGGUCGUAUCAGAGUAGCUCCAGUAAAACCUCAGGAAAAUCGGAUGUUCUCUGAUGAGAAAAUGGAAUUAGUGCCUUCAUAUAAAGAGGACUACUUGCCCUGGAAGCAACCAAGGCGAGAGAUGAUUAGGCCAGCUAAUGCAUAUCGCCCAUCAUCGGCCAAGUUUGAUGACAAAACCACCACCCAGGAUGACUUCCACUAUAAGGGACCAGUGACCACAGUCAAUUGCAAGCCUCAGUACGUAUCAAAGCCAAGUGACACACCGUUGGAGGACACAACCAGUUACAAGAUGACUUACAAAGUACAUCCUUUGAAGAAACGUUUUGUGCCCGAGUUAGAGAAAUAUAAGGCCAGUGGCAUUCCAUUUGAUGACAUCACCACCCAUAAGGACACUUACCAGGGGCUAGUGGGUGAAUCUGCCAAGUUGAUAAAGCCUAAGCCCACGAUCCACUUUUCCGAUGACCCUUUUGCCAAGUGUAGUGAAUUUAAGGAGAAGUAUCAGGCUUGGCCGACACCUCCUCCGUACCUCAAGCCUCAUGUCAAAUAUAUCCCUCCGGUGGAAAAGAUGAUGUUUCUAACUACAACACAGUCUCAGUUCGCAUGCCCAAGAGGUGUUGCAUCUAAGCCCUUCCGACCCGUAAUGCAGAGCAAGAUGAGUUCCCCUUUUGAAAGUAUUUCCACUACUAAGGAUGAUUUUAAGCAUUGGUCAAUCAAGAAAAUGGAGCCCAUCAAACCUGUUGGCGAGCUGACUAUUGGCAGGGGCCCUAUGGAGAAUGUCACCACCACCCAAGCUCAUUAUAUCUCUCACCCACUUGUGUCCAUCAAGAACUGUAAGCCACCAUUGUCAUCUGUUAGAUCUCAGGUCCCCUUGGCCACUGAAACCACUUACACCUCAAGCUACACUCCCAAAAAACUGAUCAAGUGUCUGGCUUCCUAUCCUAAGCCACCAGGCUAUGUGUUUGAAGAAAUUGAUGUUGCUGGCCACAAAAUAUACCGUCCCAUUUCAGAUCACCAGGUCAGCUCUAAGUGUAAAGAGACAAAGAAGAUCAAUAGGCUGGAUCAUCUCUGCCAAAGCAAGACACCAGAGGCAGUCUGAUCCCCUACCCUGCUUUAUUAUUUCCACUGAAUGCAGGCUACCUUUCAGAUUGACUGCUGAGCUUCAAUCAUUUAGAAGUCUUGACCUUCUCCUCUGCGCACAAGGGAAUCGUCUGUUGGAACACCUGAUUAAAUAAGAAUCAAUUUGAUACUGGAAAA
Messenger RNA from Ornithorhynchus anatinus (platypus), 2055 nucleotides. RefSeq names its product stabilizer of axonemal microtubules 1 (gene SAXO1). Gene Ontology annotation, molecular function: microtubule binding. The transcript has 5 exons. Bases 662 to 1897 code for a protein of 411 amino acids. NCBI's taxonomy places the organism in Eukaryota, Metazoa, Chordata, Mammalia, Monotremata, Ornithorhynchidae. Gene Ontology annotation, biological process: microtubule anchoring. Gene Ontology annotation, cellular component: sperm flagellum; centriole; cytoskeleton. The record is from RefSeq and is a predicted model, not a curated record.